This is a messenger RNA of Zingiber officinale, 3004 nucleotides long. RefSeq lists its product as uncharacterized. NCBI's taxonomy places the organism in Eukaryota, Viridiplantae, Streptophyta, Magnoliopsida, Zingiberales, Zingiberaceae. The transcript is spliced from 8 exons. Bases 159 to 2540 code for a protein of 793 amino acids. The record is from RefSeq and is a predicted model, not a curated record. Gene Ontology annotation, molecular function: DNA binding.
UGCGGCGCUAGAUAAGCCUCCCUCCGCCGUGAGCCACCGCCUCCUCCUCCUCCUCCUCCACCUCUCUCUCUUUCUCUCUCUCUUUCUCUCUUUGCUUCGUCAUCUUUGUAAAGUUGCAGGUGGUAGUUUGUUUCUACUUCGAAACAAGUCGGAUUCGUAUGGCUUCUUCCACCGCAACUUUGUUCCUCCUGCCUCCAGCAAUCUACGACCUCCGCCAGCGAGCCAAACCUAAGGCCGCGCCGCCUUCUUCUGCUCUGAGAUGGAACCCUUUGUUCCUCAGUUGCAAUCGCCUCCCGAAAUGUCGGUUCUUCCCCCCUCCGGCCCAAGAUAAUCUUGGUAUAGUUUCGUCGUGUUCUUCCUCUUCCGAUGGGGUGGCAGAGGGCGAGGAAAUACAGCGGCAAAAACCAAAAUCUGGCGGCGGCGUUUCCUCCUUGAGUUCGCUUCUUGAAGCCUUCAGUGCUCCCAGUGGUCCGCCGCUGGUUGCCGUCUUAUUGGGUGUCUUUUUGAUUGCUGCCAGUCCCUGCGCCGCCCUUUUGUCCGCCGCAUCCUCCUUCCCAUGCCAUCUCUCCUAUUCUUCUUGGUGUCACACGGUGCUCUCCUCUUUUCACAUCAGUUCUACUCAACUUGAAAAUGGCCUCGAUAACUUCGUUCUUUCUCUUCUGCUGAUGGGUUCUGCAGCCGUGACGUUGGUCGCUGGCUUCUUCUCAGAUAAACCUAAGCUUCAGGUGAGCACGCCUGAUUCAUUUGCACUUGCUCUUUAUUGGUCAUUUGAGAAUGAAGAUAAAGCCAUCCUAGAGGAAUCGAGGAGUGCGCGAACAGAUUAUUUUGCUUCCCAAACUUUCUUCAAAAAUCAGGGAGAUGCACUUGGAAUUUCAUCCCUUAAGGGGAGAAAGUUCGUUAUGAAGUGGAACAAUCAACAUGCCAAAAGACAGAUCCUUCAAAGCCUUUCUCUUGAUGAUAUACGUAGGCGUUUCAUGACGGCAGUUGCUACUACCAGCCCACGAUGUCUUAUUCCUUCUGACUGUGAUGCCAAGAUAGUACUUGUUUCCGACUCGGAUGCUCAAGAGGUUCAAGUUGAAUCAACAAAUGAUGAGGAUGAAAUUGAUGAGAGAGAAAGAUUGAGAAGGGCAAGGAUUUCUAAAGCAAAUAAGGGGAAUGUCCCAUGGAACAAGGGAAAAAAACACAGUGCAGAAACACUUCGGCGCAUCCGAGAGGGGACCAAAUUAGCAAUGCAGAACCCAAAGGUUAAAAUGAAAUUAACAACUUUGGGGCAUGCUCAAAGUGAGGAAACGAGAGCGAAGAUUGGUGCAGGAGUGCGUGAGGGUUGGCGUAGAAGACGACAAAGGCUGUCAGUGCAGGAUGGUUGCUUUUUUGAAUGGAAGAACAUUAUAGCUGAAUCUGCUAGAAAGGGUUCUGCUGGUGAAUACAAGCUGCAAUGGGAUUCAUUUAAUACGCAGGAAAGACAACUAAAGCAGGAGUGGUUGGAGAGCAUCGAGAAGAGGAAACAAAUGCCUAAACCCAAAGGGAACAGUCGAGCACCAAAAUCGCUUGAGCAGCGUAGAAAGAUUUCAGAAGCAAUCUUGGCCAAAUGGACUGAUCAAGAAUAUCGAGCUCGAGUUUGCAGUGCGUUGAACAAGUAUCAUUCCACGUCUAAUCCAAGAGAAAGAAAUCAAAGAAAACCUAGUAGCACACCUCGUACGAGUGACACAGUGCCAAAGAAAACCACAAAAUCCAAUAGCAUCACAAAAGUGAACAUAAGCCCUAAGCAAGUAGGGUCAAAGACAAGAAAGAACUCCACUCCUUCAUACAAAGACCCUAUGGCAAGUUAUAAAUUCAAAAUUCUAAAGAAAAUAAAGGAGCAGCGAACAGCAAAGGAAGCAAAAGAUGCCACUGAAAAGGCAAAGCUGCUAAUUGCUGAAGCUGAGAAGGUUGCAAAAACCCUUGAGAUGGCUGCGCCGAAGAGUUCACUUGCACAGGCUUCACUUAUGGAAACCAGAAUGCUCAUUGCCGAGGCAAGACGAUCCAUUGAGAUCAUAGAGGCUGGAACAUUGACAAUGCAGGAGUUUAGAGAUGAAAAAUCUUUAGACUCCAGUGGAAAAUUAAAUCAUUUCCAGUCCAGUUCAGGGCUACCGAACACUGAAAAAUUAGAUCAAAGGCCUGUAAAUGGUUUCCAUCAUCCAAUCUCCACUGAAACUCGCCCAAAAUAUAUGAAUUUCAACAAGUUAUCAUCGGAAACUGCAGUGAAUGGUUGGACACCGUCAAUGGCAACCCAAAACACAGAAUACAUGGAAGUUGGUUUGACUUUGGACACUGAAAGUGUGGCCAAGGGAGUAGAAAACAGCAACGGCUCAUUUAUCAGUAGGUCAAAAAAAUAUGAAGCAGAUCCUUCAAAAGGGGAUAGUGAAGCACCAGGAGUGGAAACUAGUCUACCUACCAGCACAUUUCCUGUGAAAUCUAAGAAGAGAUGGUUUCACGGAAGACUAGUUGAAGUUGAAGAAGAUGGGGUUACAGAGCAUAAUAGAAUAGGAAAGAACAAAUAGAGAUUUUGUCCAUGAGAGUGUUUCAUACUGAUAUUUGAUGUCUGAAAGCUCAGUUCUUUGUAAAUUUUGGCUGCGCAAGCUCUGGAUUAGUGACCUUGGUCACAGUGAUCAUUACUGAACUUCAAAGGAUGAGCCAAUAGAAAACAGUCUUCGAUUUUUUCAGCUAAUUUCAUCAUGGGGGAAGUAUGCUUGCAGGAUCAUUGGUUCCAGGACUCAUGAUCAGUAACUUCUGAUACAUAUAUUUGUGCAUUUAUCUAGAUGUUGUAGAACAAGUUUCGACCUUGAGAAGAAUGUUUUAUGUAUCCAGACUAUAGUUCUGCAAUUUUGCUGAGUUAGAGUAAAUUCUCUAACGACCAACAACAGCACUGUUAUAAAAAUUCGAUCCAUCGGUCGCACAUUAUUGUUAGCAUGUUUUUGGUAAAUAUGGUUGUGAAGUGAUACAUAACUUUAAAGGUUCAUUGAAA